Molecule: messenger RNA, 1626 nt
Organism: Grosmannia clavigera kw1407
Lineage: Eukaryota; Fungi; Ascomycota; Sordariomycetes; Ophiostomatales; Ophiostomataceae
Product: mRNA processing protein
Exons: 2
Coding region: 1-1626 (541 amino acids)
Biological process (GO): mitochondrial respiratory chain complex IV assembly
Cellular component (GO): extrinsic component of mitochondrial inner membrane
Source: RefSeq, a predicted model, not a curated record
AUGGUAAGGUCAGAGCCGACGGUGCGGGCGAUGCUCUCGAGCAUCUGCCGUCAAUGCAGGCGGCCGACAGGACAGCGAACGCCGCAGCCGGCUGCACGACAGCUGGGGGGCAGCCGAGGCGAGUCGAUGUGGGCACGGGUGGCGGCGGGCGAGGCGAAGAGCGCAGCAGGAGCCGGUGGUUCCGGUGCCAGCUCGCCACGGCCGGCGCUGCUGCGGCCACGCUGGUCCGAGGAGGAGGGGGUACACCGGACAGCCGUGACGGCACAGCGGCGGAAGUCGUCGACGGCAACGACGACGACGACGACGGCAGCUAAGACCAAGGGCAGGACAGAGCGGGUGUUGGCAGCCGAUGACCUGUUCCACGCGUACAGCAGCUCGCCGAUUGCCGACAUGCGACGACGGGCGGCCUUUAUCAAGAUGCACGCACACUGUCCACACCCACACCACAAGCACGGAGUGAUGGGCGAGACGACAGCGGCGGAGCCGGACUCGGCAGCAGCGCCGCAGCUGAAGGCGCUAUCGCGGCUAGAGGGCGGCGAGCUGGCGCCGGCGCACGUGGACUUUGAGUGUCCGGACUGCGGGGUGCCGGUGUACUGCAGCGAGGCGCACUGGAUGGACGACUACGAGGCGCAUCUGCAGAUCUGCGACACGCUGCGGCAGAUCAACGAGGACGACCACGACCUGCGGUCAGGGCGCGACUUUGCCGAGUUCGACUACCCGGGCGAGCAGAUGGCCGAGGCGCUGGUCAACAUGACCAGCUGGGACACGUUUCUGUACACGCGCGGCUUCUCGGCCGUCAACGACGACCGGAGCAUGCGCCAGGUGACGCGACUGCUGACGUAUCCGGUCACGGUGGCGAGCGUGCUGCACGAGCUGAGCCCAUACAACAUCCGGCGGGGUGGCCGGCUGACGGCCGAGGGCCUCAAGAGCCUCAGCGCCCUGCGCUACACGCUGCACCCGCCGCUGGCGGGCGAGUCUGACAGCGUGCGCGGCAUCCGGCCACAGGCCCCGGCCGUCCGGCUGUUUGUGCUGGGCGCGCGUGCCGAGUCGUCGCUGCCGCGCGAUGUCUGGGUCCAGCUGGCCCAUCUCUUUCCGCGCGCGCGGCUGCAUGUCGUCCUGAUCGGCCCCGAGAGCAUGGCCAAUCGCGACGACGAGUUUCCGCUGCCGGCGCGCACGGCGACCAAUCCGUUUGGUGCCGUGGUCGAGGACCGUGUCUGGCCAACCAUGAAGAUCACCACCAUCGUCGACUACUUCCACACCGUUCACCAGACCGGCUACUUUGCCCCGUACGACCCCUACUUUGACUGCUUCAUGCUCUUCCACCCCGGACUCGGCCACCCGACCAGCUCGCACGAGUGGGCCACCACCCUGCCCAUGCUGCUCGAGACCAAGGCCCCCGUCCUCGUGACCGGCUACACCCAGCACGACAUGGAGCGCGACAUCGCCUGGGUCGGCCGCACGGCCGCCGGCGAGUUCGACCUGCUCAUGGAGCCGGGCGAGAACAUCUUCCGCAGCUUGCGCUGGGAUCUCAACGACCUAGACCCCCAGGACAUUAGCUGUGGCAACUGGGGACUGUGGGCUUUCCGUGGAAAGAGAUACGAGGCUACGCAUAAACCGUCCGAGUAG